AUGGCAAAUGAAAUCAACACUCAUUUGACACAUGAUUUGUCGUCCCUAUCGUUGAACGCGUCGACGCCUAACACCACCGAUGAGUCCACGAAUGGACCCAAUAGUGAAGCCAACAGUCGCUCCAGAAGUGGACGUAAGAAGAAGAGCCAAACGAGUGAAACACCUAAUGGUUUUGCACACCAUUUGCCGUCGCCUUCAGUGAACGCGUCGACCCCUAAGACCGGCGACCACUUGAGGGCCGAACCCAACAGUGAGUCCAAGAGUCAGUCCAGAAGUCAACGUAAAAAGAAAGGGCAGACCAAUGGUGUUGUUGUGCGACAGAUCUCGUUGUCUUAUAUCAUGGGAUACGAGCCACAGAUGAAUGCGUUGAGAGAGUUGAUUGAAACCCCGCUCUCGAGGAGCUACCAAAUGAGACAAAUGAGUGCCGUUUUGCCCAAAAGUGUUCUCUUAUUUGGUCCGACGGGUUGUGGGAAGUCGUCGGCUGUUAAGGCGUUUUGCGCUCAUUUCAAUCAACAGAUGUUUUGCGUUCACAUAAAUUGUGCCACAAUUUUAGCUAAAAGUUUUGCCACAUCUGAGGAUAACUUGAGGACAAUCUUCACGAACGCCAUCGAAAUGAGUCCAAGUCUUGUCUGUUUAGAUAAUUUUGAAAUGAUUUCGUCGGCAAAGAAGUCGUCCGCAGAUCAGGAAAAGAGAUUGACUGCUAUAUUGUGUGCAAUUUUGGACGAUUUGCCGAUUGAUAAGCAUAUAGUGAUGGUUGCGGUCACUAAUAAACCCGAUUUAAUUGAUACCAGCCUUCGAAGGCCCGGACGUCUUGACCGGGAAAUUGAAUUCGCGGUUCCGCUGCCGAAGGAAAGGACAGCCAUUUUGAGGAAACAUUUAAGUGAAAUGAAUAGUGAUAUUAAUGACGAAGUGUUGUCUGGUUUGGCCCAAAGCGCCCACUCUUUCACUGGCGCUGAUUUGGCGCUCUCUUGUCGUGAAUCGGCUUUAAUUACUCUCAAAGACAAUCGACACGUAAUCAAUGAAAACGAUUUGAAGCAGGCGUUGAAGUCUAUCCGUCCGUCGGCUAUGAGAGAAAUCAGUUUAGAAGUUCCCAAUGUUUUCUGGACAGACAUCGGCGGUAUGCAUGGCGUCCGCAAUAAGUUGAUCCAAUCGGUGGUUUGGCCGCUCACUAAUCCCGAAGCGUUUACCAGAUUAGCCAUCAAUGCGCCAAAAGGUGUGCUUAUGUACGGACCGCCCGGUUGUUGCAAAACAAUGAUCGGUAAAGCGUUAGCCACAGAAAGUGGGCUUAAUUUUCUGGCCAUAAAGGGUCCCGAAUUGUUCAACAAAUGGGUCGGAGAGUCAGAGCGAGCCGUUCGUGAAGUGUUCCGCAAAGCGAGGGCCGCCUCGCCUUCCAUACUGUUCUUCGACGAAAUCGAUGCGUUGGCCGCCGAACGAGGUGUCAGUCAGUCCACUGUUGGCGACCGAGUAUUGGCUCAACUCUUGACCGAAAUCGAUGGCAUCGAACAACUGAAUGGAGUGGUGAUCGUCGCGGCCACCAAUCGGCCCGAUAUGAUAGAUAAGGCGCUGUUAAGACCCGGUCGUCUCGAUUCCAUACUUUACGUCCCGUUACCUGAUAUGGAGACCAGAUAUGAGAUCUUAAGGAUCAGAACCAGGAAAAUGCCCCUCAAUUUUGAACAACCAGUCGACGAGAUACUCAAACAAUUGGCGGUCAACACAGAAGGCUAUACCGGCGCUGAGAUAACGGGUGUUUGUCAAGAGGCGGGUCUAAUAGCCCUCGAGGGAGACAUAAACUGCCAAUUCGUUGAACUCAAACAUUUCGAGUCGGCGUUGGAAUCAAUUAAACCAAGAAUUUCUCGACAAAUGAUAGCAUUGCAUUAUUUGCCGACACAUUACUGGACAUCGAUUAUGACAUCACAAGUGGUGACCGCAGAUGUGGUCAUACAAGAAGACAAACCCGUGGACAGAGAGAAGAAGUGUCCUCUACUUCUUCGUGUGUUUCUCUCACUGACGGGUCGGCACAACAAUUGCAACGAUUACUCGCGAAACGAUUGUCCGCCGAAUGAGCUGCAGGUCUACACGUGGACUGACGCCACUCUCAAAGAGAUCACAGGACUGGUGAAAGAGGUGAACCCGGAGUCGCGCCGAAAGGGCACGUUCUUUGACUUCGCACUCGUCUAUCCGGACCCCCGGACUCCCGCCUAUAGGAUGCGUGACAUCGGGUCGACUUGCAGUGGAAGCAAAGGCCCGGACGACGCCAAAAGUCUGGCCGAAGCGCGCUUCCAAAUCGGCGACUAUUUGGAUAUCGCUAUUCAGACGCCCAACGAUCGCAUGGGUGACCGCCGGCCGCCGCCCAACCGCAGGAAUGAGGGCUUCGCCGGCAGACGCGACGAUGGCUUUGCCGGCAGACGUGAUGACGGAUUCGCCGGUCGAAGAGAUGAUGGCUUUAAUAUGAGACGCGACGACGGUUUCAAUCCACGACGUGAUGACGGGUUUAACCCUCGAAGAGAUGAUGGGUUUAAUCCGAGACGCGAUGACGGAUACGGCGCCCGUCGGGACGAUAGGCGCGACCGACCCUAUUAGCGAUGGACAGACAGACAUUUCAUCAGUCAUUAU
This is a messenger RNA of Medioppia subpectinata, 2613 nucleotides long. The record is from the annotation of a GenBank genome assembly. NCBI's taxonomy places the organism in Eukaryota, Metazoa, Arthropoda, Arachnida, Sarcoptiformes, Oppiidae.